This is a messenger RNA of Oncorhynchus mykiss (rainbow trout), 1140 nucleotides long. The record is from RefSeq and is a predicted model, not a curated record. Lineage: Eukaryota; Metazoa; Chordata; Actinopteri; Salmoniformes; Salmonidae.
UGCCGCCAAAAAUCCACUCGCAGAACCUCAUCACCAUGCUGUUCGCCUAAGAGGUCCCAGACCUCAUUGCAGAGCUUGCCUGCAACUAGAGAGGCUCCCCUCAUGGAGGAGCCUCUGAAGGCUCUUUUUGGGGUAACGGAAGAGAGCCUUCUGAUAUCCCUGGUUGAGGGUCACUCCAACCCCACCUCCUCCAGCUCCUCCGAGUUGAGCUGUGCUAUCGUGGGGGAGGUGGUACACCAGCUUAACUCUGGCCUCUCAGUGGCCAUUCAGGCCAGCCCGGGGAGUUGCCCCCCUAUGGACAGUCAGGACAUAGCAGCAGGCAAGGAGGUCAUUCGGGUAGCCUCGGUUCAGAUCCUGGCCGAGCAACAGAGCCAAACAUCUGAGCCAGAGUGGGUAGGGUUUAUCGAGCCCCUCAUGGACCCUGUGACCGAUGAUGUGCUGGAGGCCAUUGUCGGCACAAUGGACAAAAUGGCACAGGACUUCAACAUCCUAUUGGAUCUGGCCAAGAAGAUGACAAUCUUGGGGUCUAAAUUUCUGACCAAUCUUCAAUGUGACCUAGAUGUUGAGUGUCCAUCUGGGAAGGAAGGGACCACUCACUUUCUCAAAGAGACUGGAUCCUCUACCAGUGUGGUGGCCAGAAAGAUUCAGACCCUCUCUAGCCCCGACUUUCAGUCUAAAGCCCUGAAGGCGGUGAGCACCAUCCUUACAAGGAAAGUCAGCAGCUCUUCUGGCAUGGCUCCUUCCUCUAGGCCUUCUAGUGCUGCUCUUAGCCUUACUGAAGUCCCGCUGAAUACCAGCUGCACAGCCCUGACAUCUGUAACCUCCACUGCCACAGUGAUUGUUAAGGCAUUUGUGGGAGGCAUGGAGACGAUAGCAUCAUUUGAAGACACAUGUGAAGCAGUUGAUUGGCCAGUUCCUGUAAAUGACCACAAAACAGGGUCUUCACAGAAGAUAACCUUCUCUCUAGCCGGUACACUCUAUGGCCGUAUACGAGCAAAGCUGAGGGACCUUUUAACUCUAGCCGCUCGAGAAGAAGGUGUGGCAAAGGAUGCUUCUCUUCGGGAGUCUUCAGACACCCUGGAAAAGGCAACUGUUUCAACUGUUGAGGUCCAGUUAGUUACCCAGCACCGAACACAGUAG